AUGGAUCACAACGAAAAGAAAGAGUUAGACCUAGAAAGACAUGUAAUGAAAAAAUACUUAAGUAUUCUCGAUGUUGUUAUGGAAGAUAUCUUCAAAAUGCCUGUUGCAACUACAGAAGCUUCCGAAAAAUCCAAAUCUGGAUAUCAAAAAAUAUUCCCAGAAGAACCGGAAGACACAAAAAAGUGCAAAUAUAACGGAGUUGAUAAAAGUGAAACUGUGAUAGAUAACAAUGAAACAGACCCCCUAAAUAAUGAAGUCUCUAGUCAGCCGGAUAUAGUCAUACCUCCGGAUGGCGGCUGGGGUUGGUUGGUAGUUCUAGCAUCUUUUAUGUGUAAUUUAAUAGUUGACGGGACCAUUUUCUCUUUUGCAACAUUCCUUCCAAAAAUUGUUGACGAAUUCAAUGCUGACGCUGCAAAUGUGACACUGGUCGGAUCUUUGAUGUCUGGAUUUUAUCUAAUAGCUGGGCCGUUUGUAAGUGCUAUUGCGAAUAGAUAUGGAUUCCGAAGUGUAGUGAUAUUUGGCAGUCUUAGUAGUGCUGCUGCAUUUGCUCUCUGCUACUUUGCUACCAGUGUUACUUAUCUUUGUGUGUUCUACGGAUUAAUAGGAGGUAUUGGUUUUGGUUUCAUCUAUGCUCCAUCUAUAAUUAUCCUGGGAUUUUAUUUCGAAAGAUGGAGAGGACUAGCGACAGGAAUUGCUGUAUGUGGAUCUGGAAUAGGAACAUUCGUCUAUGCUCCAAUGACAGAAGUUUUGAUCACUAACUUUGGAUGGAGAGGAGCAAUGUUGUGCCAUGCUGCUUUGAUUUUGUUAUGUGCCGUAUGUGGGAUUUUAUACAGGCCCCUUAAAGCUAUGAAGAUAGAUUCUGCCACUGAACCUCUUAACAAACCGGAACCAGAGUUCAAAGUACCCGUUGUAGCUCAACAGAAGAUGGAAGCAGCAAUGAGGAUGAUGAAACGAGGCUCAGACGCAGGAUCUGUAAUCGAUCAUCAAUCAUCAAUUCCAAGGCUAUUAGGUGUCAACAACAACUCCGUUUAUCCAAGAGUGUCAGAUGUCUACCACACCAUCUGUGUUCCAAAUGGUACCGUCACGUCCAAGCAAACACCUCAUUUGGCGUGGACUAGAGAGAGAAGUAAGACUGAAGGGAAACUGCAAAUAUCACAUUUGCACAAGCUGAAACGAAUGAGAUCUGUAGACAAACCAUGCGAAGUUACUCGGCCGCUCUACAGAGAAGACAUUUUCUUUAAUCAAAGCCUAAAACGUCUACCUCAAUACACUUCACAAACUUCCGUAGAAUACAAUUUAUCGGUUACCAGAGCACCUACUAAAAACGAUAUCGAAGAAGAAAGAACCCAUAAGUGCAUGCUCUGUCCAGAAGCUUUCCGAAGAGUUCUAGCUACGAUGUUGGAUUUGAGUCUGUUCCAGUCACCCACAUUUAUUGUCUUAGCGGUAGGAGGUUUCUUUACAAUGAUGGGAUUCUUCGUACCUUAUAUGUUCUUGGCCGAGAGAGCCAAAAGUGCCAAUAUCGAAAAUGCAAUAUGGCUAGUUUCUUCCAUUGGUAUAGCCAACACUGUCGGCAGAAUGUUUUAUGGACUUAUAACCUCACUUCCUAAGGCAGAUGCUCUGAUAAUUACAAAUAUUGCAUUAACUGUAGGCGGACUGGCUACAAUAUUCAGUGGAUUAUCUUUGUCAAGAGAAUUCCAAUUCACUUAUUGCAUCAUAUUUGGACUUGCAACAUCAAGUUUCGCAGCUAUUCGAUCGGUAGUAGUAGUGGACCUCCUUGGUCUCGAAAAACUCACCAACGCCUUCGGACUUCUGCUGUUGUUCCAAGGAAUUGCAGCAAUUAUCGGUGCUCCUUUAGCGGGUACUUUCAUGAAAGCAACUGGGAGCUUUGACGCCUGUUUCUAUUUCUCAGGAGGACUCAUUUUGUUCUCGGCUAUUUUGUGUUAUCCUCUUAAUUGGAUUAAUGCAUGGGAAAAACGACGACAUCUAGACACUAAGUCUUCCCUAGUUUGA
Diabrotica balteata is the source of this 2010-nucleotide messenger RNA. NCBI's taxonomy places the organism in Eukaryota, Metazoa, Arthropoda, Insecta, Coleoptera, Chrysomelidae. The record is from the annotation of a GenBank genome assembly.